UACAAUCUCCCCCCGCAUGCACACACGCGUAUCUUUUGGACAGUGAGCAUUGCGGAUGCUGCCUGAAAUGCGGACCGUCUUGCGCCGCUUCUUUCCAUCCGCGGUCCUCCUGCCUUGCCUGAAGUCUGCAGAGUACGGCAUUUCAUCGUGAAGGACGAGCAGACAAAAUGCGUGAAUGUAUCUCGAUACACAUCGGCCAAGCUGGAGUUCAUAUGGGCAGUGCAUGCUGGCAGCUUUACUGCCUGGAACAUGGUAUUCAGCCAGAUGGACGGAUACCGUCUGACAAAAGUAUUGGUGGAGGCGAUGACUCAUUCAAUACUUUCUUCAGUGAGAUUGGAACUGGGAAGCAGUUUCCCAGGGCCAUCUUUGUUGAUCUGGAGCCCACGGUGAUCGAUGAGGUUCGUACAGGUACCUAUCGGGAGCUGUUCCACCCAGAACAGAUGAUUACAGGGAAAGAGGAUGCUGCCAAUAACUAUGCCCGAGGUCAUUACACCAUUGGCAAGGCGAUCAUUGAGCUCGUUCUGGACAGGAUUCGCAAGCUGGUGUCCACAUCAGUGGUAGAGCCCUAUAAUUCUAUUCUGACCACUCACGGCACCCUUGAGCACUUUGACUGCGCCUUCAUGGUGGACAAUGAAGCAAUCUAUGACAUCUGUCGCAGGAACCUCGACAUUGAAAGGCCAACCUACACUAACCUCAACAGGCUGAUUGGCCAGAUUGUGUCAUCGAUUACAGCCUCCCUUCGCUUUGACGGCACCCAGAAAGUUGACCUGACAGAGUUCCAGACCAACUUGGUGCCCUACCCUCGAAUCCACUUCCCUCUAGCAACAUAUGCCCCAUUCAUCUCUGCUGAGAAGGCCUACCAUGAGCGUCUGUCUGUGGCCGACAUCACCAAUGCCUGCUUUGAGCCAGCCAACCAGAUGGUCAAGUGCGAUCCUCGUCAUGGUAAAUACGUGGCCUGUUGUUUGUUAUUAUAUUUUGGUGAUGUCGCGCCGAAAGAUGUCAACUCCGCCAUCGCUGCUAUCAAGACCAAACGCAGUAUCCAGUUUGUGGACUGGUGUCCUACUGGCUUCAAAGUAGGCAUCAAUUACCAACCUCCAACAGUGGUUCCUGGAGGAGAUCUGGCCAUGGUGCUAAGGGCUGUCUGCAUGCUGAGCAACACAACAGCUUUCGCUGAGGCCUGGGCUCGCCUUGAUCACAAGUUUGAUCUCAUGUAUGCCAAGAGGGCCUUUGUGCACUGGUACGUGGGAGAGGGAAUGGAGGAAGGAGAAUUCUCAGAGGCCAGAGAGGACAUGGCAGUCCUUGAGAAGGAUUAUGAAGAGUUAGGUGCUGACAGCACUGGGGAUGAGGAUCAAGAUGGUGAGGAGUACUGAGGAGUAUGAUAGCCCGGGCUUAAAGAAGUUGUCAGUCAUAAUAUGACAGGUGCUGCCUGUGGUGGUGAUUCCUCGGUGUUAAUAAACACAUCCAAACUCCUUUGAU
This is a messenger RNA of Hippocampus zosterae (dwarf seahorse), 1476 nucleotides long. Its product is annotated as tubulin alpha chain-like. Gene Ontology annotation, biological process: mitotic cell cycle; microtubule cytoskeleton organization. The coding region runs from base 168 to 1370 and encodes 400 amino acids. The record is from RefSeq and is a predicted model, not a curated record. Lineage: Eukaryota; Metazoa; Chordata; Actinopteri; Syngnathiformes; Syngnathidae. Gene Ontology annotation, cellular component: cytoplasm; microtubule. The transcript has 4 exons. Gene Ontology annotation, molecular function: structural constituent of cytoskeleton; GTP binding.